AUGACAUGUCGGGCAUGCAGUCCUUCAGCUGAUGUUUGCCCUCUUAUCCUUUUGCAGCCUAUUGGUGCUUUGAACCCAAAGAGAGCAGUGUUCUAUGCGGAACGUUAUGAGACAUGGGAAGAUGAUCAGACUCCACCUUACCAUUACAACACCCACUAUUCUACAUCUACUUCUACACUGGCUUGGCUUGUUCGUAUUGAGCCCUUUACAACAUUCUUUCUAAAUGCAAAUGAUGGCAAAUUUGACCACCCAGAUCGAACCUUCUCUUCAGUAGCCAGGUCUUGGAGAAACAGCCAAAGAGAUACCUCAGAUGUGAAGGAAUUAAUUCCAGAAUUUUACUAUCUACCAGAGAUGUUUGUCAACAGUAACGGCUAUAAUCUAGGAAUCAGAGAAGAUGAAGUUGUUGUGAAUGAUGUUGAGCUCCCACCUUGGGCCAAGAAGCCUGAGGACUUUGUCCGUAUCAACAGGAUGGCCCUGGAAAGCGAAUUUGUGUCAUGUCAACUUCAUCAGUGGAUUGACCUUAUAUUUGGCUAUAAGCAACGGGGACCAGAAGCAGUGCGCGCACUCAAUGUUUUCCACUACCUAACAUAUGAAGGCUCUGUGAACCUGGACAGUAUCACUGAUCCUGUCCUCAGGGAG
Lagopus leucura (white-tailed ptarmigan) is the source of this 639-nucleotide messenger RNA. RefSeq names its product neurobeachin-like. Gene Ontology annotation, cellular component: membrane; cytosol. Gene Ontology annotation, biological process: intracellular protein localization. The record is from RefSeq and is a predicted model, not a curated record. Gene Ontology annotation, molecular function: protein kinase binding. The transcript is spliced from 4 exons. NCBI's taxonomy places the organism in Eukaryota, Metazoa, Chordata, Aves, Galliformes, Phasianidae. The annotation marks the transcript as partial.